AUGAGAGGCUGUCAGACUUGGCAGGAUAUCGAGCAACAUGCCACAGGGUCAGACAGUAAUGUGAGGGGCAAACGGGAGCGGGCGGCCCAGAGGGGCGGAGGGGGGCGGGCGCCCAAGAGGGGCGGAGGGGGGCGGGCGGCCCAGAGGGGCGGAGGGGGGCGGGCGCCCAAGAGGGGGGGAGGGGAGCGGGCGCCCAAGAGGGGCGGAGGGGGGCGGGCGGCCCAGAGGGGCGGAGGGGAUCGGGCGGCCCAGAGGGACGGAGGGGAUCGGGCGCCCAAGAGGGGCGGAGGGGGGCGGGCGGCCCAGAGGGGCGGAGGGGGGCGGGCGGCCCAGAGGGGCGGAGGGGGGCGGGCGGCCCAGAGGGGCGGAGGGGAUCGGGCGGCCCAGAGGGGCGGAGGGGGGCGGGCGCCCAAGAGGGGCGGAGGGGGGCGGGCGGCCCAGAGGGGCGGAGGGGAGCGGGCGGCCCAGAGGGACGGAGGGGAUCGGGCGGCCCAGAGGGGCGGAGGGGGGCGGGCGGCCCAGAGGGGCGGAGGGGAGCGGGCGGCCCAGAGGGACGGAGGGGAUCGGGCGGCCCAGAGGGACGGAGGGGAUCGGGCGGCCCAGAGGGGCGGAGGGGAGCGGGCGCCCAAGUGGGGCGGAGGAGCGGGCGACCCAGAGGGGCGGAGGGGAGCGGGCGGCCCAGAGGGACGGAGGGGAUCGGGCGGCCCAGAGGGACGGAGGGGAUCGGGCGGCCCAGAGGGGCGGAGGGGGGCGGGCGGCCCAGAGGGGCGGAGGGGGGCGGGCGGCCCAGAGGGACGGAGGGGAGCGGGCGGCCCAGAGGGGCGGAGGGGAUCGGGCGGCCCAGAGGGGCGGAGGGGAGCGGGCGACCCAGAGGGGCGGAGGGGGGCGGGCGACCCAGAGGGGCGGAGGGGGGCGGGCGGCCCAGAGGGGCGGAGGGGGCGGGCGGCCCAGAGGGGCGGAGGGGGGCAGGCGACCCAGAGGGGCGGAGGGGAGCGGGCGCCCAAGAGGGGCGGAGGGGGGCGGGCGGCCCAGAGGGGCGGAGGGGGGCGGGCGGCCCAGAGGGGCGGAGGGGGCGGGCGGCCCAGAGGGGCGGAGGGGGGCGGGCGACCCAGAGGGGCGGAGGGGAGCGGGCGGCCCGGAGGGGAGCGGGCGGCCCAGAGGGGCGGAGGGGGGCGGGCGGCCCAGAGGGGCGGAGGGGGGCGGGCGGCCCAGAGGGGCGGAGGGGGGCGGGCGGCCCAGAGGGACGGAGGGGGGCGGGCGGCCCAGAGGGACGGAGGGGGGCGGGCGGCCCAGAAGGACGGAGGGGAGCGGGCGCCCAAGAGGGGCGGAGGGGAGCGGGCGGCCCAGAGGGACGGAGGGGAGCGGGCGCCCAAGAGGGGCGGAGGGGAGCGGGCGACCCAGAGGGGCGGAGGGGAGCGGGCGGCCCAGAGGGGCGGAGGGGAGCGGGCGGCCCAGAGGGACGGAGGGGAGCGGGCGGCCCAGAGGGACGGAGGGGAGCGGGCGCCCAAGAGGGGCGGAGGGGAGCGGGCGCCCAAGAGGGGCGGAGGGGAGCGGGCGCCCAAGAGGGGCGGAGGGGAGCGGGAUGAGGGUUAA
This is a messenger RNA of Brienomyrus brachyistius, 1593 nucleotides long. RefSeq lists its product as uncharacterized. The transcript has 2 exons. The record is from RefSeq and is a predicted model, not a curated record. The coding region runs from base 1 to 1593 and encodes 530 amino acids. Lineage: Eukaryota; Metazoa; Chordata; Actinopteri; Osteoglossiformes; Mormyridae.